GUAUUGAAUAUAAGACCAUUCAUUUGACGAGUUCAUCCAGGAACGAGGCUCUGGUUGUAAUCACAUGAGAGAAAUGGAGGAACGAGGGCAGAGAAGCAAUGGUAGAUUGGUGCUAGUCCCCUGCCCCCCUCAAGGACACAUAACCCCGAUGCUCAAUUUGGGAUCCCUCCUGCAUUCCAAGGGCUUCUCUAUUGUAAUAGCUCACACUCACUUCAGUCAUCCCCAUCCAUCUGGUUUCCCCAAUUUUACCUUUGCUUCUAUUCCCGACUUCUUACCGAAGGAUGUCCUCUCCUCGGGGGAUGCUGCAGCUAUUACAGCAAAUCUCAACACCAACUGUGAAGGACCUCUCCGCCAAGUAUUGUCAGAUAUGAUGGCACAGGAUGGAGCAACCGAGAGUAAAAUCUCUUGCGUGAUUUAUGAUUCGCUGAUGUAUUGUGCAGAAGCCGCAGCUUAUUAUGUGAAACUUCCUAGCAUGGCUUUGCGCACUAGUAGUAUCGGCACACAGCUGAUUUUCUCUGAAUUGCCUCGGCUCCAAAAGGAAGGUUAUUUUCCCCCGAAAGAUCGUUCGUCGAAAGAUCCAGUUCCAGGCGCUUAUCCCUUGAGAUGCAAGGACUUGCCUCUUUUUACAAGCGAUCCAGAACCAAUGGUGCAGGUAAUAGCUACGGCACUCGAUAUAAAGACAUCUUCAGCCAUUCUUUGGAACACAGUGGACUGCCUGGAGGAACAGUUAUCAGACCAAGUCCAGAAACAAUACCAUGUGCCAUUUUUCUCACUAGGCCCGUUGCACAAAGUUGCUCCAAGUUUACCAACCAGCAUAUUGGAGGAAGAAACCGAUUGCCUGUUGUGGCUUGAUAAGCAAGCUAAUGAUUCGGUCAUAUAUGUGAGCUUAGGAAGCUUGGCUUCGAUGGAUGAAAGAGAGUUUGCAGAGACAGCUUGGGGGCUGGCGAACAGCGGCCAGCCAUUUUUGUGGGUGGUCCGACCUGGCUCAGUCAGAGGCUCAGAGUGGAUCGAGCUGUUGCCAGAAGGGUUCGAAGAAGCCAUCCAAGAAACAGGCUGUGUCAUAAGAUGGGCUCCGCAGAAGGAUGUUUUAGCACACCGUGCCGUGGGAGGCUUUUGGACCCAUUGUGGAUGGAACUCGACCUUGGAAAGCAUUUCCGAAGGAGUCCCGAUGAUAUGCCAACCGUGCUUGUUCGACCAGAAUGUGAACGCGAGGUACCUGUGCCACGUUUGGAGGGUGGGAUUGGAGUUGGAGGGUGAUCUAGACCAGAAAGAGAUAGAGCAAGCUGUGAGGAGGCUGAUGGUUGGUGAGGAAGGGAAAGAGAUGAGGCUGAGAGCUGCGGCUCUCAAAGACCAAAUCAAGUUGAGCAUCAGAAAAGGUGGUUCUUCGCACACCGCAAUAGAGGAACUAGUGAAUUUGAUCAUUUCUCUCUCAUCUGAUGAUGAUCACUAGAAAUAAAAGGCUAAACGAGAUAUUUUAUCCUGUUAUUUGACAAAUGUGAUCGAAUGCAGCAGAAGGAACCCAACCCUGCACCUUGGGCUGAGCUCAAAAGGAGUAACAUGGUUUCUACCCUGUUGUAAUCCCAAA
This is a messenger RNA of Eucalyptus grandis, 1585 nucleotides long. RefSeq names its product UDP-glucose iridoid glucosyltransferase. The transcript is spliced from 2 exons. Bases 65 to 1450 code for a protein of 461 amino acids. The record is from RefSeq and is a predicted model, not a curated record. NCBI's taxonomy places the organism in Eukaryota, Viridiplantae, Streptophyta, Magnoliopsida, Myrtales, Myrtaceae. Gene Ontology annotation, molecular function: UDP-glycosyltransferase activity.